Molecule: messenger RNA, 1082 nt
Organism: Caenorhabditis elegans
Lineage: Eukaryota; Metazoa; Nematoda; Chromadorea; Rhabditida; Rhabditidae
Source: the annotation of a RefSeq genome assembly
CAUUUCCGACGUUGAGGCGUCGAUUCAUCCGCGGAUCCGACACGGAAUCCAUCGGAACUGCUUCUGAAACUGAUGCCAACCAAACGACCUGGAUAAUUCUUCUCGAUGCUCUUCCAUUCGUAUGCUCGCUUCCAUGCUACAAUUAAAGAACGGAAGUCGGAAAUUUGUGCUCAAUUUAACAAUCCCAAAGUUUUAUCAACUCGAAUUUUCAGAAUUAGCAGCACACUCCCAUCCAAACUCCAGAGACGUCUAAAGUUUAUAUGGAAUCUCUCACCGGAGUGGCUGUUUGCCAAGCAUCUUAAAUUGUGGCUCCAUUCGAUUUUCCUAUGAUGAAAAUCCGCCAAAUGCUCAACGGCAUUGAGCGAAUUUGAGCCCCAAUUGGAUGAACCGGAAAGCCCGCCGAAAAUGAACGACAUUAUUGAUUGGAAAACUUGGAAAACGAGAAACUGUGAAUCUCGUCGUAAUCCCAGUUUUUAUCGUCAUCGUCAAGUAGCCGGGACAGUUGCACCGAAAUCGCCUCUAAUUCAUUAUAGUCAUCACACUGGAGAUGGAUGCAAUUCCAAUUUGUGAAUAUAUCUCCGAAUGUGACUCACCGAGCAACAGUUAAAUUGGGCAAAUCAGGAUAAUGUGAUCGACGAGGCUCCACCACUAAACACGCCCACGUGGACUGUGCUAUUCGUCAACUGGACGAUUAUUCAUCACCGGCUUCAACAAUCACCGACUCCUGCCGCCUCGUGGCCUCGAAACGUGUGAGAGAACAACGGAGAAGUGGACAUACAUCAACCAACCCGUCGCCAUCCGAUUAAUUUUCGUUUUUUUUUUUCAAAUUUUAUUUUAUUUUUUGUAAAAUAAAAAUUUGUAUGAACUAUCAAUUGUUAUUAAUGAACCGCAAAUUCCAAAUAUAUGGCGAAUAACGGGGUGGCAGCUAGCUGGGCAUUCGCGCGUCUUCAUCAUUUACCGGUCCGUUUUUCGCCAGUUCUUCAUCGAAUAGCGGCCCGCGCUUCACCGAAGCCAUGUACCUUUUUCGCGAAAUAGCGGCCCGUCACCCGACGAAUAUUCGCAUGUCGCGGUUUACCUGUGUA